Molecule: messenger RNA, 780 nt
Organism: Bacidia gigantensis
Lineage: Eukaryota; Fungi; Ascomycota; Lecanoromycetes; Lecanorales; Ramalinaceae
Exons: 1
Coding region: 1-780 (259 amino acids)
Source: RefSeq, a predicted model, not a curated record
AUGCUCAGACUUUACACACCCGCGAACGAAGUGUCGGACCUGAACGUUGCCCAGGAAUUUCCCACCGUACUCCCAUUCCCACCUAUGCACUACCGCCCCAGUAGCGCAGAUGCUCGCCAGCUACUACCACAGAGCCUCUCCGAUAGUCUAUCUAGCACUGUCAACAACGCACUCCUAGAAGCCGCCGCUACCGAUCUUAGCAAAAGUGGCAAUCGCCUCGUACUUGACGACAGCAUUUCGAAAGAGAUCGGUCCUGUCAUAGCAAACACGCUUAGUUCUGGAGGGCUCUUGAGAGUCUCCAGUUACGAUGGCGUCAGGGCGCGACCGGACUAUAUCCAUCCCUCUUGGGAAGAUCAGUUCCAAGACAUCGAACGUUCUCUUUUAGAGAGAAUUGAGCAUGCUGAUAUCGAUGAUGACGACGAAUGCAUGGGCGACGAAAGCUCGCAAUCCAGGCGGUGCGUUCCGCCCAACCAACCCCAAUUGACUCAAGAUGACUUGAAGGUUGCCAUGUUAAGGAUCCAGAAGAUUGUGAUCAACGCACCACCCAUCCGAGUAAAUGAUGCCAGAGUAUAUGGCAUGCAAAACUUCACUGGAUGUCCAGAGCAAUCGUUCACUGCCCAUAUCGACAACGAUAUUCCGCCCCCAGUCCUUUCGUAUUUGGGCGAUCUGGACGACUCUCAGAUACUGAAAAAGGCUCCAGGGUCGUUCAAGCGAUACAAUCUAGCUCUGAGAUUUGAUCUCACCUUUUUUGCCGCUGAACCGUGCAUGACGGGCGUAUGA